GCUUAUAUUUGCUGUAUUCUGAGAGCACUCAUAUUAUUUUGCUUCGCACACUGCUGAGGUGCUGGGAACGGUUGAUGUUUUGGGAAACAUGCUUAGGGAGGCAGGGCAGCUGUUGAGUGAGAGAUGGCCACUCUCGCUCCACAUCUGACUCUUUGUUUACAAGUAUAUAAAGAGGUGACUGCCCUCAGCCCGGUGAGUCUGCCGUGAGUUCGUGUGUGGAAUACCGGCAUCGUGAACGCUGAUCUUAACCUAGGACUGAGGGCUCCCAGUUCGUGUCAAUGCAAUACUAAUUUUGAUUUCAGAUCCAUGUUUCCGUGGGAUCUGCUGAUUGGAUGACCCGAGGGACAGCGCGAUGGCGGACGUCCCAAACCAUGGGAGGCACCACAGGGCUGGUGCAGGAUUUGGGGCCAUCAUCCUCCAUGUCCUCGCUGCCAUGGUCCUGCUGGCACACCUCUGUUGGGCAGAAGCACCAGUCCGGAUUCUGAACGAAGUGGUUCAGCCGUAUCAACUGUGAUGGGGAGACAGCACGUGCACCGGAAUCCAGGAUGACUACACAUGCUCUCGGUGGCGUGUAGGAAGCAUUCCAGUAGUCUUCAAGGGAUGUAACGUUAAAGUGGAUUCAAGGAGAGGUUUGUGCCAAUAUGAAUCAUCUACAGAACGAGCGUGUAAGAAGACACACACUCAAAUUGCACCUGCUGCACACACUUGUCAACAAAUGGCACAAUCGAAGAUAACAAAGUUCACUGGAAAGUUUUUUUUGUUGUUUUUUUUUUUUUCUCCUCCUCUGCCAACAUGCACUAGGACGAAACGUGCAUGAUGGGACACUUUGCUUGGUGGAACAGGUACUGUGUUAAGUGUUUCCAACGCUUUUUGACAAUAACAUAACAAGAACUAUGUUAUUAAACACUGGACAGCAUGCAUCAAGAGCUGUUCAUCAGGUUGGAUUAUGGAUGCCUACUGUUGUAACAUCACAGGAGGAAACUGCAAAGAUCUUCCUUAAAGAACUGAACUGGCAAAUAAAGAUGUGGAACAUGACAGCAGAAGUGUUAACGAACAUUUCUGUAGCUUUGAACUGGAUGGUAUGUAACGUACAAAUGAUGCACGCUCACAUACAACAAGAACGGUUUAAGCGUGUGGUUACUACCGGAAAUUUCCACGAAUGGAGACAACUAUGGAACAUUAGUAGUAAAAGUUGGUUACAACUAGAACCACAGAAGACCUAUUGUAAUGCUACUAUGUGUGAAGGACAUUGGACACAAAUUGAUGUUAUCAAUAGUACUACUGUCUGUCAUUAUUAUAUAUUGCCCGUAGUAACUGUACAGGGGUAUUGGUUUUUGAAACUGGAUGGUGAUUGGUUUGGCCCACAGACAAACUACACCCAUGACCUGGAUCUAUGCGAGACUGCUGAUAAAGGGAUGGUAUGUAUGCUACAACAAGGAGAUCUUAACCCAUGUUUAACCGGAGACGAGGUGUUAUGUGAUUGGACUCAUGAACCUGCUAGAGAAACAAUAAAGAGUCAUCCUCAAUUACCUCAGGUGCCUUUCGUUGGGUGUUUUGAUGUAUACAUCUGGAGUUGGAAUAACGUGACCUAUCAAUUAACCAAUUUCACUAUCUCCCUGGAUUGGUUCAAAUGCGCAUUGAAUCAGUCUACGGAACUAAAUUGCUUAGUUAAAUCACACAGGUCCAACAUUUCCAGCUUAAAGGUGUCUACAUUUAUGGCCCAAGGACAGGUUCUGCAUGCGGCUAAGUUAAUAGAGCAAUCAUCUGCACAUCAUUGGUGGGACAUUUUUAAUGGAAUGUCUGUUACUGCUCGAAACUAUGUAGUACCUCCUUUGCUUUUGCUUAUCAUUGUUAUUAUAGUGUUAACCUCAUGUAAUGUUUGAAGAUUAUAAUCAAAAAGUGGUGUGGGACAGAAAGGAUAACUUUGCUGAUGAAAAUAGAUCUUGGGGAUGGUUUUUCCAAAAUUAGGUUUUGUCAAAGACCAAGGGGUGGAAUGAUAUAUUAAAGAGUUAUUUUUGUUCUUUGACUAUGUAUUUUGGGAAAAACUGGUUAGUUUUAAACUAAGAGCAACAUACAUGCUCGUG
Messenger RNA from Fundulus heteroclitus (mummichog), 2084 nucleotides. RefSeq lists its product as uncharacterized. The coding region runs from base 894 to 1883 and encodes 329 amino acids. The transcript is spliced from 2 exons. The record is from RefSeq and is a predicted model, not a curated record. Lineage: Eukaryota; Metazoa; Chordata; Actinopteri; Cyprinodontiformes; Fundulidae.